AUGCUUGAGGCCAUGUCGUCUGGCGGCCGCGUCGGCAGGGAUUCCCCAUAUACCGCUAGGGGUUGCGAUAUGAUAUGGUACACAACGAAAGAGGUGUGUGAGAUCCUUGGUCGCUUCUCUCAGAUCAUGCUGGUUGGCGACUCAAUGCUCCGCCACAUCAUUGGAUCGUUGAACAUUCUCAUUCGAGAAGACCUGGGGUACGGCGCCGUGACAGACUGGAAUUUCAGCGAAGGAGAGAAACGCGACUGCUUCUGCAUCAAUCAAUUCAACGUCAAGACCUGCUCGGUUCAAGGCAUCUAUAAAACCUCCGACGUGUUGGCGAAUGCCCCAGAGAGCCUAUCAUGCCCUAGUCUGGUCCCAGGGUGGUCAACUGAUCUUCGGAUUGAACAAAUAAACCGCUUUCCAAUACCAACCGACGAGCUCACGAGACUCCGAGUUGGCAUCCAGUCAGCUACCACGUCGAAACCAAGAGCGUUUAUAUUAGGUCACGGCUUGUGGAACGACCUGGAGACCGAGGCUUCGAUUCACUGGCUUGAUUCAGUUCUAAGUGUUAUCAAUCAUGACUCGGAUUUUCAAGCACCUACACUGCUCGUUACACCAAAUGCUGCUGGCAAGGACAAGCCAGACAAGUGGCUGGUGACCCAAGGCAACAAGGCACUCUCUCGCUUCGAAGAGACGAUGGCAGAAGCGGCCACCAAGGUAGGUAUUGAUCAUCUAGGCACGUGGAACAUGUCUAUUCAAGCAACGUUGUAUGAUGGAGUGCAUCUUGACAUGCGUGGAAAUUUGCUCAAGGCCAUGAUGGUGGUCAACUGGCUGAGCAUGCUGGAAUAUUAG
Molecule: messenger RNA, 834 nt
Organism: Neoarthrinium moseri
Lineage: Eukaryota; Fungi; Ascomycota; Sordariomycetes; Amphisphaeriales; Apiosporaceae
Exons: 4
Coding region: 1-834 (277 amino acids)
Source: RefSeq, a predicted model, not a curated record